AUGAAAUCAUUAAGUGACGACGGCAUCAAUUGGCAUUUUAUUCCUGCUAAAUCACCCCAUUUUGGAGGUAUUUGGGAAGUCGGUAUAAAAUCAUGUAAGUCGCAUCUAAAGCGAAUUUUAGGAAAUGCAUGCCUUACCUUUGAAGAUUUCUAUACAAUUUUAACACAGAUUGAAGCUAUUUUAAAUUCCAUGCCAAUUUCUCCUUUGAGUUCCGAUCCUAAUGAUUUAAAUCCAUUGACUCCUGGCCAUUUCUUAAUUGGCAAAUCCUCAACAUCUAUUCCCGACCCUAAUGUACUUGACAUUCCUGAAAAUAGACUAGGACGCUACCAGCACCUACAGCGUUUGGCACAACAUUUUUGGAAACGCUGGCAUAAGGAAUACAUUUCGGGGUUGCAGAGUAGGCCAAUCAUUAAAAGUCAGAACCAUGGUACUUCUCAGAGAAGAUAA
Messenger RNA from Ctenocephalides felis (cat flea), 447 nucleotides. RefSeq lists its product as uncharacterized. Bases 1 to 447 code for a protein of 148 amino acids. Gene Ontology annotation, molecular function: nucleic acid binding. The record is from RefSeq and is a predicted model, not a curated record. Lineage: Eukaryota; Metazoa; Arthropoda; Insecta; Siphonaptera; Pulicidae. The transcript has a single exon.